Messenger RNA from Penicillium brasilianum, 1158 nucleotides. NCBI's taxonomy places the organism in Eukaryota, Fungi, Ascomycota, Eurotiomycetes, Eurotiales, Aspergillaceae. The record is from the annotation of a GenBank genome assembly.
AUGCGCUCCUUCCGCAGCAUGGCUGUAUUAUACCUCUGCUGGCUGGCUUGGGCUGCGUCCAGCCUUGCCCAACUUCAGAGCUUUCACCCCAGUGGACACGAUGAUCUUACCUACAGCAUCAAUGUCCCUCAAAGCACCUCGCAGUCUGGCGCGGGAUCGAUAUACUUUCAACUAAACUCUACGCGAAACGUACGAUGGUUCGCCCUCGGCCAGGGGACUCGCAUGGUGGGCGCAAAUAUCUUCGUCGUCUACCCCAAUGGUGACAAUGUGACGGUUUCCCCUCGUCUUGGGAUGGGUGAAAUCCAACCGCUUUACAAUAGCGAUGCUCAUGUCUCGCUGCUGGAGGGAAGUGGGUUCUCCAAUGGCGCGAUAACUGCCAAUAUCCGUUGCGACAGCUGUAUGAAUUGGACCGGGGGAAGCGAAGACCUGACCAGCGCCUCGAGUUCCUGGCUCUGGGCCGUGAAGUACGGAUCGCCGCUGGAUUCUAGCGAUGUCUCUGCGGAACUCACGCAACAUGAUGACUCGGGUGUGGUGAAUAUUGAUCUAGUGAAAGCGACGGGUGGGAGUUCGGACAACCCAUUCUUUGAUACAUCCAAAUCCUCCACACCUACGACGGUCAUCACGGCGACUGCCCAGAAUCCCAACACCGUUUUCAAUCAGAAAAGAACGGCGCAUGCAGUGAUGAUGAUCAUCGCGUUCGUGAUCAUGUUUCCCUGUUUCGCUCUCACGAUCCAAAUCUUCCCCUCGUCCCGGACGGCGACCGUUCACGGGUUGCUUCAACUUCUCACUCUGAUUGUUGUUCUCGUCGGGCUUGGGCUUGGGGUGUCUAUGGCCAAAGAGCUCAACUUACUGACCAACCAUCACCCCAUUAUUGGUCUCGUCGUCGUCUCAAGUCUUACUCUUUUCCAACCGAUCAUGGGCCUGUUGCAGCAUCGCUUCUACCGCAAGACUCGAAGCAAGGGCAUCUUUGCUUAUGUGCACCGCUGGUUUGGACGAACGAUGAUCGUUUUGGGAAUUAUCAAUGCGGGACUUGGGUUCCAGUUGGCGAGAGGUCCCAAAGGAGCCGUUAUCGCGUAUAGCGUUGUGGCGGGAGUGUUGGGAUUAUUUUAUUGUGCCGUGGUCGUAUGGGUGCAAUGGGGUCGGAAACGCAGUCGGUGA